Fukomys damarensis (Damara mole-rat) is the source of this 342-nucleotide messenger RNA. RefSeq names its product zinc finger protein 480-like. Gene Ontology annotation, biological process: regulation of DNA-templated transcription. The record is from RefSeq and is a predicted model, not a curated record. The transcript has 3 exons. The coding region runs from base 85 to 327 and encodes 80 amino acids. NCBI's taxonomy places the organism in Eukaryota, Metazoa, Chordata, Mammalia, Rodentia, Bathyergidae.
GCAAUCUGCCUGCCUCAGCCUCCCCAGUGCUGCGAUUACACAUGUGGAUCACCACGCCUGGCUAGGAUUAACUUCUAAAGACUCAUGUUACAUAACAAAGAAGACUGGAAGAGGAGGAAGAGGAAAGAAAAGGAGUCAAAAAUGGCUAUUUUUGAGGGUCUGUUGACAUUCAGGGAUGUGGCCAUAGAGUUCUCCCGGGAGGAGUGGAAACACCUGAACCCUGCUCAGAGGACUUUAUACAGGGACGUGAUGCUGGAGAACUACAGGAACCUGGUCUCCCUGGGAACGUCUCCUCUUGACCUGAGUGUUGUCUCCGUGUUGGAGUGAGGAGGAGAGCCCCGG